Molecule: messenger RNA, 403 nt
Organism: Tilletiopsis washingtonensis
Lineage: Eukaryota; Fungi; Basidiomycota; Exobasidiomycetes; Entylomatales
Exons: 1
Coding region: 22-297 (91 amino acids)
Source: RefSeq, a predicted model, not a curated record
GCAUGCGAUGCGGCUGGCCCGAUGCGCUCCCUCGCCCGCCCCUGGGUGCUGCGAGCCGCUGAUCAGCUCAUUUCACGGCACAUCGGCCCGUCCUGCGCCGCUGCAUCAGCUUGCAGCGCUGUCGGGAGGACAGCCGUGGGCAGCAGCGCUCAGAGCACCGAGUGCGAGCGUGGCGCAGAGAUAGGUCGUGCGAUGCGGCGCAGGAUUGCGGAGGAUGGGCGAAGGCAAGCAUCACCUCGGGCCGCGACCGGCCGGCGGCGCCCCUGUCCCGCAAGCGUGCCGGCUAGCGGUGCCUAGCUCCGCCUUGCUUGCAUGUGCCAAGUCGAGAUCUGCGCGCUGCUGCGAGCAAAGGUAGAGUCUGCACGAAGAUAUGCCCGUCUGCCGCUCGCGCGAGGAGGUUGCA